AUUUUUGACACUUCGCUAGUCUGUGUAUAAAGUGUCUGUAGUUCUCGUCAAGAGUUUCUCGCUGUAGGGAGUUUUUGGCGUUAGUAAUAGGAUAUGUAUUUCGAAUAAAUCAUCAGGAUCCGUUCUGAAACAUAACCACAUUCAAAAUCCUACGUAUUGCCGAAAAUGCCUUUGUCUCCUAGAAGAAAAACUCACGCGGGAAAACGCAGAGAUCGGGAAAGAAAUCGAUCAGUCGGCAGGGAACGAAGGCGUUCAGUUGAACGGGAAAAAAGUAGGGAGCGAAGCCGAGAACGUCGUGAGCGAGAAAGAGAGCGAGAUUUGCGACCACGUGACUACAGACGGAGAUCCAGAUCUAGGUCGCGUUCGUAUGAUAGAGCACGUGAUAAAUCUCCUCAUGCAUCAUCGUCUAGAAGAGUACAAGCAAAACCAGUAGUUUCUGAAGCCGAGCUAGAGGGGAAAACGCCAGAUGAACAAGAAAUGUUGAAAACAAUGGGUUUUUGUGGGUUCGACUCAACUAAAGGUAAGAAAGUAGAUGGCAAUAACGUCGGUGAAGUGCACGUGAUUUUGAAAAGAAAGUACAGACAGUACAUGAACCGAAAAGGUGGUUUUAACAGACCCCUGGACUUUGUCGCCUGAUCUAGUAUCGACGUUUUCUACUAAUAGCCAAAGAUGGGCAGCUUAUGUUUUUCUAAAACUAACACACAGAGCCACACCAUCAGGCUUCAUGUUUAUUAUAUUCUUUUAAAAGUUACGUUAAUUUUCUCUAACAUUUUCUGUUCACUCCUGUAAAUUGUUACAUAAUUAAUGGGUAUAUUCAAAGUGAUCCUACGCAUACAAUCAAUCCUCCACAAAGUACAAUAGUCGCAACAUAAUACAACAAACGGGUUCCACAUAAA
Molecule: messenger RNA, 896 nt
Organism: Topomyia yanbarensis
Lineage: Eukaryota; Metazoa; Arthropoda; Insecta; Diptera; Culicidae
Gene: ytr
Product: U4/U6.U5 small nuclear ribonucleoprotein 27 kDa protein
Exons: 4
Coding region: 166-636 (156 amino acids)
Biological process (GO): RNA splicing
Cellular component (GO): precatalytic spliceosome
Source: RefSeq, a predicted model, not a curated record